AGAGAGAGUAUGUGGAUAGUGAGGGAGUUGCUUUUAACAUCAAUGCUGAAUGAGAGAGGGUUGUAAGAAGAAGCUCGAGUCAGAUAAAAUCCAUUAUCAAGUUGACUUUUGGCGGUUAAAUGAGCAAUAAUAGUGUCAGUGUUUUGUUUUAGCGCCGAAUCCGAAGAAAACCAGGAAAUAACUAAGCGUGACACUUGGAAAUUAUAGGCGCACAAAUUAAUGAAGGGGAUGGCUCCCUCUCUUUCGCAGGCGUACAGGAGGCGAUGGUGGAUGGCCACCACAGCAGUAUUGGAAAAUCUUACAUGUUCGGCUGUGCUGUUGGGCUGGGGCUCUCUGCUCAUCAUGCUCAAAAGAGAAGGCUUCUAUUCUCACCUGUGCAAAGAAAAUAAUACUGAGAAUAUGAACACUACUGCCCCAGAAGAGUGGCUGAGCUGUGUGGAACAGGAAGAGAUGCUUAACCUGGGCUUCACCAUUGGCUCCUUCCUGCUCAGUGCCGCCACACUGCCGUUGGGCAUUCUCAUGGACCGCUUCGGUCCCAGGCCCCUGCGCCUUAUUGGAAGUGCGUGUUUUGCGUUCUCUUGUGCGAUGAUGUCUGUGUCGGCCUAUCAACCUGAAGUCCUCUCUGCACUAAUUUUUCUCGCACUUUCACUCAAUGGUUUUGGGGGCAUCUGUCUGACCUUUACAUCUCUAAUGCUACCGAACAUGUUUGGAAGUUUGAGUUCCACUGUGAUGUCACUGAUGAUCGGCUCGUAUGCAUCAUCAGCUGUCACGUUCCCUGGAGUAAAGCUGAUAUAUGAUGCUGGGGUGUCGUUUACAGUUAUCAUGUGGAUGUGGGCGGGCCUUGCGGGUCUGGUCUUCCUCAACAGUUUCUUGAACUGGCCAGCAGAAGAGUUUGCCUUUCCAGAGGAUAUCAAAAUGAAAAAGAUGCGCCCAAGUGAAAACCAAAGAAUGAAUCCAGUUGAAGAAACAACAGGGGAACUGAAAAACUCAACAGAGAAACUACCUGCUGUUGCUCAGGAAACACAAUCCUCCGUCCCUUUCAGUCGCUCCGUGUUCUCUCCCAUCUUCCUGUGGAGUUUGAUCACCAUGGGAAUGACUCAGUUGAGAAUCAUCUUCUUUAUGGGAGCCAUGAACAAGAUGCUAGAGUUCAUGGUCACCCACGGAGCGAAACAUCCCUCUGAAGAACUGGUGCUAGAAGCAAAGGAGAAAGUGAGUUUCUACUCAUCCAUCUUUGGCACACUGCAGCUCUUGUGUCUGUUCACCUGCCCUCUGAUUGGAUACAUCAUGGACUGGAAGAUGAAGGAGUGUGAAGUGGAUCAGAACACAGUGAAAGAGGGAGAGAAAGAAGCUAUUGCCGUACCAAAGCGUGACAGAAAAAUCCAGAAACUGACCAAUGCCAUAUGGGCCUUCAUCUUCACAAACGUGCUGCUCAUUCUGUUUGGAAUCCUCUCCCUCAUAGACAACCUUCCUCUACAGAUUGUGACGUUUAUUUUGCAUACUGUGGUACGAGGUUUCAUUCACUCAUGUUGUGGAGGCCUGUAUGCUGCUGUGUACCCAUCCAAUCACUUUGGCACUCUUACCGGACUGCAGUCCAUGAUAAGUGCGGUGGUGGCUCUUCUGCAACAGCCCCUCUUCAUGGUUAUGGUGGGAGAUCUAAACGGGGAUGCUUACAUGAUCAAUUGGGGACUACUGAUCCUCUCAUUUUCUGGUUUCCUGUUGCCGGGAUACCUGUACUACCAUCGAAGACAACUUAUGCAGAAGAGGGCAGGAGGAAAAGCUAAUGGCCACACUUCUGCUGAGAAUCUAGCAUUAAACCAAUCUUUGGCCAAUGGACAUAGCAACUGUCAUGUCCCUCAGGAAGCAUAAUUUAAUAACAGAGUAUUACAGGACUGUCACAGGACUUUUCACAUUUCAACAGGAACAGAAACAACAAACUCAACGUUAGACAUGUUAUUCUGACAAACAUUUCCGCCAUCUUCACUGAGCACAAAACCUUAAUGUUUGUUUUACGAGAUAUUAGUUUGAUGGUUGGAAUCAACUAGUAUCGGGUCAGUAUUGCCUUGAUGUCAUUCAACAUUAAAAUCAGAGUAUGAAUAUUUUGUUUAGAAUUUGAGUUCAAAGUAUGCAAUGCUUUCAUUUGAAAAAUAUUUAUUGAGCUGCACACCCGUUGGGCGUUGGCUGUAAUUCAUGAACAUGAACUACCUCAGCCAACCACUGAACUUUCAAACAGAUCCGUGGAUUUGUCUGUUCAGUGUCUGUUCUUUACCAAAGAGAAACUCUUGAGUAUUCUGCAUCAUAUUGCCUGUUUUUACCUUUUUGGCCUACAAUUUGAAAACUUGAGGAACAAUCAACACAACCAUUUCAGCUUACACCAAAGACACAGAGGUUUUUAAAGUGUAUCACUUUAUUCUCUUCUUCAAGCAAAGCCUCAGAUGCAUUAUAUUUUAAAGUGUUAACCCAAACAUAAAACAUUUCAGGCAGAUUUCAAAAGACUUUUUAUCAACCAACAGAAACAUAUUUUUGUGCAUAUAAAGAAAAGUGUGUGUGUUUUUUUUUCUUUUUUUUCUCUCAUGUAUUUCUUUUCUGUACAUGUUUGUCUCAUUCAGACACUGAAAUGGAAAUGUAUUUUUGUAUUUGUACAAAAACUGCUAUUGCUGUGUUAGUGUCAUAAUCUAAUGAGUACAAGCUUAAAACUAGUUGUACUCUGUAAAUAAGGUGAUGUGUAUUCGUGAUAUUUACUUUAAGCAAUAACUGAAUGCUUGUGUGAUAGCAAGGGUUUCUUAAAGGGUUAGGGUGCAUUCAGGAAGUGAUGACAAAAGUGUACUGCAUCAGUUUUUGUCCUGCUUUUUAUGCUUUUUUUUUUAUGAAACUAGUGCCUUAUGUUAUGAAGAAAAUGUCAGAAUGUAAAGUCUCACUGUCAUAGAACAUGUGGGAAACCAAAGCCAUGUGAUCUUUGAGAUGGACACAAUAAAGCCAUAAGAGACUUUUGGAUAUGCAAAUGUGUGACGGGAAUAGAGCAUCUACUGUAUGUACGAGUGCAAGAAUGUCAUUCUUGAAAUUCUGAAGGAAAAAAAUAAAAGGUGCGUUCAUAUUCUAAAUGAUUGACAUCUGUUUUAGGGGCCGGUCCAGAGUAGCAGUAGAACAGAUCUGGAACCUGUUCAACUGUUAACGUAGAUGUUUAUCUAACAGUUAUCUAGGUUUAUGUCAUUAGUUUCUCUAUUAAAACAACUAAAGGAAUAGUUCACACAAAAAUGAAAAUUCUCUCAUCAUUUACUCACCC
Messenger RNA from Myxocyprinus asiaticus (Chinese sucker), 3280 nucleotides. It is a transcript of the gene slc43a1a, whose product is annotated as solute carrier family 43 member 1a. Gene Ontology annotation, biological process: transmembrane transport; neutral amino acid transport. The transcript has 15 exons. Gene Ontology annotation, molecular function: neutral L-amino acid transmembrane transporter activity; L-amino acid transmembrane transporter activity. Lineage: Eukaryota; Metazoa; Chordata; Actinopteri; Cypriniformes; Catostomidae. The record is from RefSeq and is a predicted model, not a curated record. The coding region runs from base 220 to 1866 and encodes 548 amino acids.